Messenger RNA from Phytophthora nicotianae INRA-310, 564 nucleotides. RefSeq lists its product as hypothetical. Bases 1 to 564 code for a protein of 187 amino acids. NCBI's taxonomy places the organism in Eukaryota, Oomycota, Peronosporomycetes, Peronosporales, Peronosporaceae. The record is from RefSeq and is a predicted model, not a curated record. The transcript is spliced from 2 exons.
AUGCUCAUGCCUGGGGAUGGCGGGGUCUUCGCAGUUAUGUGCGAGGAAGCUCAGCGACGAGACGAAGCACAAGCGUUGGUCCUGCAGUCACGAGCACAACGACGGCUGAAGAACAUCAAGGAAGAGGGCGAGCGUGACCAAUGGAGUCGACGAAGGGAACAGCGACAAGAGCGAGCACGACGGCGGGCACUACGGCGACUGGAUCGGCGACGAAUGGACCACAUUGAGGAUAGCGCCGGCGGAAACGCGGAGGAGUACCAACAACCGGAACAAACUCUGGAUCUGCCAUUGAGUUUCCACCCGGGGGAUGAUCAACCGAGGAAGGAUCGGACAGCUCCGAGCGAAGACGAACCCAGUAGCAGUGUUCCGGGCGGAGAAGAAUUGCAAGCUUCACGGGCGCGACGCCGGGCGGAGAAACGGAAAAGGAAGGCGAAAGCGAAGGAAUUACGCGCGCUGAUGGCUCGUAGUCGACAAGAGCAGUAUCCAGGAGGAGGGUACUAUCGCGGAAGUCAGCGGGGUGAAACACCGACAGCCUCAGGCGACUACGGUAGUAACACAAGUUAG